AUGACCAAUGGAUUUGGAUGUACCUUGUUCCUGGUGCCAUCUGAAUUCUCUCUCCUUUUUGUCACCUCCCAGAUUGUCACCGGCCUCUACCUGGGGAAUAUUCAUGACUCGGAGGACCACGAGAACCUGCUGAGGAACGGGGUGACCCACAUCCUAUCCAUCCACAACCGUGCCACGCCCGUGCUGGAGGACAUGACCUAUCUGUGUAUCUCGGCCUCGGAUUCAUCCAGUCAAAACCUGCUGCAGCAUUUCAAGGAGUGCAUCCAGUUCAUCCACGAGUGCCGGCUGGGAGGGGGAGCCUGCCUGGUGCACUGCCUGGCCGGGGUGUCCCGCAGCAGCACGGUGCUGGUGGCAUACCUGAUGACAGUGACAGAGCUGGGCUGGCAGAGCUGCCUGGCUGCCACCAGGGCCGUGCGCUCCUACGCCAGCCCCAACUCCGGCUUCCAGCAGCAGCUGCAGGAGUACCAGAGCACCCUGCUCCCCCAGUACCGCGCCUGGAUCCGCCGGGAUUACGGCAGGAACCCCUUCCAGGACCAGCAGGAGCUGCAGCAGCUGCUGGGCUCUGGGAAUCCAGGGCUUCCCUCUGGCUGCCCUGGGACCCUGGCAGGGGUCAGGAACCCCCCUGGACAGAGAACAGGGACCGGCACCGGGAGCGGCCGGGGAGCAGGGAACAGGUACCGGUAUCCUCCGGGCGAGGUCAGGGACCGGCCGGGGGACAGGUACCGGCACCGGUAUCCCCCGGAGGAGGGCAGGGACCGGCCGCAGGAUCUCGUCCUGUACCGGCAUCCCCUGUGA
Messenger RNA from Lonchura striata (white-rumped munia), 795 nucleotides. NCBI's taxonomy places the organism in Eukaryota, Metazoa, Chordata, Aves, Passeriformes, Estrildidae. The record is from RefSeq and is a predicted model, not a curated record.